AUGACACUAAAGCGACAAUCCUCAUACUCGUCGUCAUGGCUGUUCUUGCUGGUAACACUAGUAGCGUCAGUAGCCAAUGCGAUGGACACACCGUCAUCAACCUCUUCUGUCGCCAUGACAGCCAUGGCGCAUCAAUCAUCCAGUCAAGUUGAAGUAUUUGACCAAUCAUCAACUCCAGAAUCACGACGACAACGACCCGUGUACCCAGAGUUUGUGUCUCCUGUCACCGGCAGUCGGCUGCAUUGGACCAACAGCAGCCAUCCUCCUCUGGGUGGUCUCUUUUACUCCAAUCACUCCACGACUGGAAGAAGUAGUGCUAGUAGUCGUAGUAGUAAUGGCAGAAGCCUGGCCGAAGGUGACUUUGCCUCGUUGAUUGCCAUAUUGGACGGAGCCACCAUUGACAUUCCAGGAGAGUUUGAACACGAUUUGGGCAAUGUCGAUCCCUUGAAUCUUGUCGGGUUCUUCACCGGAGAUCGUCUCGAGAACAAGCUCCAAGUCAAGAACAUUCAAUGUCGUCAACUCAUGUUGGGCGAUUUGGUCUUUGACGUGAAAGCGCCUUUGAUUGUCGACCAAGUGCGUACCAUUCCCAUUACACUGACCGUCGUCGAUUUGGAUUUUGACUGCGAAGCCGACUAUCAUUACACACUCUCCAAUACCGAUGGACGAUUCUUUCUCUACUCUCGCGGAUCCGAUGUCCACAUUGACAUGACCAUCACCACGGCCAAGACUUCUCCCAGAGACAUGGCCGCUCAAGUGCUCGACUGUGUCCCCAAUGUCGUCAUUUCCGACAUUGACGUCUCGACCGAUUCCUUCCUGGGGAAAAUAUUGAAUGCCGUUGAAGCCGUCAUUCGAGGACCCGUUCGCGAUGCUCUCAAUGGCGUCGUGUGCGACGAACUGCGCUCUGUGGGAACCACCACUCUACCCGAUCUGUUGCAACAAUCCGAUGACAUUAUCGAACCCUAUCUACAGCCCGUUCCCAACAAACUACUCAAUCCACUUUACGAAGAAGAGCAACUGCUGAAACAGCAAGCCGCAACCGCGAAUAGUUUGACCGGAAGUCUCUUUAACGCCGGCCAAUUCAUGAACUUUUUGUCUUCCGCGAACAGUCAAAACGAUGCCACUGAUUUGGCCCAUUUUCUCUUGUCGGCACUGGAUGAAAUCGAUGCGUGGUUGGGCGGUUCCGUGACACUCGACAACGGGCAGUCCGAUUUGGGCAUUAACAUGCUCCUCCGCGACACAAUUUUGGAUGCCAACGGGGCCAUGGCAUUGGACAUGACCCGUGGCAAUGUUGUGACGGCCAUUGGGACGCCCACGGACAGUGCCGUGGCGGUGGCCAAUCCCGGCAAAGGCAUGACACUCGUGAAAACACAUGACAAAUUGUUGGAACUAUCGCUGUCGCUCGAUAAAAUCACACUGUUUGGGUUGGAUUCCAUGACUCGAUUUGAUAUGCUCCAACGGAUUGGACAACACACGUUGCAAACGCAAUUGGCAUGGGAGUUCUUUCAAGGGGUGGCCGAUCUGAGUCUUGUCUUGAAACCGUCCACGUUGGAGGAUACCUUGUGGUCCGACGUGCCCGCCAAUCGACAGUUGGUCGAACAGAUACAACUGACCAUGACUGCAAAAGAAAUAUCUUCCAUGAUUACCAUCUUUCUCGCCAUUCAUCAAACCAAAUUGGGACAAUUGCCACUUGGUGGAUUGAUGCACUCCACCAAUAUAUUGAAGUGUACAUUUGCCACGGUCUAUCAAGGUGGCAAUCUCGUGGCGGGGCUCAAUGUCAACGUCGGGGAUUUGGUUGUUCCCACCUUUCAAGGAUUCUCCUCGCCCGGAUUGAAUCGCGUCUUGACCGAAGCCAUGGAAUUGUUGUUUGAACUCUACGAACGAUGGAUGCUCCAGGCGCUGCCGCAUCUCACACAGACCAAAUUACGUGCGCAACUGAAUGAUCUCUGGAACGAUUUCUUGACCAGUCUGGGAAUUACUUCCGGUGUUGAUAUGGAACAAGCCUGUCGUGUGCCACAGGAGGUCACGGGCAUGGUCGAUUUUCGAGAUUUCUUCUUGACGCCCGACAAAGCCAAGGAAUUGGGUGGAACGGGAUUGGAACCCUACGGGGAUAUCGUCCCCUUGUUGUUUGAAUUGCUGCACGAACAAUUGUUGGUCCCCAAUGAGAAUGACCCGGACAAACGAUUGCAGUUGAACAACUUGUUGUUGGACCCACUGACAAAAGCGCAAUCGGGAACUCCGGGAAUGCUGCAUUUUCCGUCCGAUCUGGUCAGCUUGGUCGUCAACAAGACAGAAGCUCUUGCGUCCUCCAAUAACAAUGUCAUGUCCGAGAUCGCGGCAUCUUUGUUUGAGUAUUUUGAACUGCGUCUCUACGAUACCAAGGUUCGCAAUAUCAAUACCAUUGUGGAUGCCCAUGUCUUGAAACCAAGCAGCGAAAGUCCACAUUUAUUGCAAAACAAAGUGCAGUUUGGUCCCAUUGCCGGACGGCCCUUGAAUGCCUCUGUGAGGGUGCUGAUGAGUGUGCAUCAACCUUCUUCCGGCAACGCCACUGGCACAAGUGUUCGUCGUAACUUGGUGGACAAGGAAGAUCACAUUAUGGAUAUCAGUCUCUCGGCCAUGUCGCUAGAAUUGGUGGCAGACUUGAUGGCCAUGGUGGAUGCCAAAGCCCUCAUGAACUUUCAAUUGCAGGAUAUUGCCGAUCCCUACUGUUGGCUGGCUACCAUGCCAGCACCCGCCUUGACGUCCGAUGGAAAGAUCUUGCCCGGUUCCAACAAUGCCGAAUCGAAUCUCGGCAUGAAGUUGGAAGCCUUUUUGGCCGAUUUCGAAAAAUUCGCCUUGGACCUGAAUUGUGUCAACGAAGCAUGCGCCCAGGGCAGUCUGGGGGCCCUCCAAGAGCUCAGCAAAAUUUGGCAACAAAACAACGUUACGGCUCACUUGGCCGAACGAUACCAAGCUUUUGCCACUGAACUCUUGACGGGCGACUACGCCCACAAUCGCAUGGCACGAUGGUUGGACGAAGCUCCCGGCAAAUGUUUGCAUAGGGAGGAAUACAGCCCCUUGCAGUCGCCGUACCCUCCGUUGGAGCUUCCUGUCUUUUCACUCGAGGCCAUGGAUACCAUGUUGUUCUCGGCUCUGACCGCAACGCAAGCUGGAUUCUUGGCACUAUCGGGUGGAAACGGCGAAUCCCUCUUUGCGGGAAUUACCGUGCCAUCCAUUCAACCAAGAGCCAAUCUCUCAGACCCCACCAAACGAUACAUGGACUUUACGGACAAUGAAUAUGGGACGGGUAGCUUGGGUGAACUCAUUUCGUACCUCUUGAGUCAAGCCAAUGUGCUACUGGGGGUGAACCCAAAUAAUGACAGUCCUGCAUCAACAAACGGGACAACAUCAGGCAGUGACAGUGGAAUCAAUGGCAUUGUAAAGGAUAUGCUCAGCGGUGAAGAUGUGCUCGAGGUUCAGUUUCAAGACGCUACUCUCGUUGGAUCGUCCAAUCUUCAGCUUCGAUUGAAUUCCCUGCGUGUGGUCGGGCUUGAUACGUUUACUCAUUUCAAUAUCUUUGAUGCUGUGGAGCCCCAUCUGCUUCACAACAGUCUUCGGUUGGAUAAGCUCUCGGCCGAGAUUGAUCUGAGCAUCGUGUCCGCUUCGGACAGUGACAGCAACGAACAGCGACUCGUCUUGUCCAUGACAGCGCAAGACAUUGAUGCGUUCCUUCCAGUCUUUGUGGCCAUUGACAUUGACAAGCUCGAUGCCAUUCAGCUAGGAUCGCUGCUGGACAUCAAGAACAUCCUGCCGUGUAUCUUGACUGCAGUGGAAGACAUCCACGUGCCUGCGAUGAAACUUUCGAUUGGUUCUGUGUCUGAUCUAAUGGUGAAGGGUCUCCUGCCGGCAUCGAAUGCUGCCUUUGAGACGUCAUCCGCUGCCAUUGCCGAUGCAUUUGGAGCGAUCGACUUCGAUGAAUUCCUCGGACCACUAGUCCAGGGUGUCAUCAAUGGCAUGAUUCGUUCCUACGUGAAAGAUGCGAGCUGUACGAACAUUAUGCAGUCGUAUAUUUCAUCGGCCAGGAGAAGAACCCAAAAAGACGAACCGUCUUUCAUCGAUUUUCGAGACCUUUUCCUGAGCACCACUCUGGCCAAAGACUACGGUGGAAGCGGCGAGUCGCCCUACGGUGACCUGUUCCGGACAGCACUCGCCUUUGUCGAAGAUCUGAUUCUGGACGUGGAUCCUGCCACCAAGUUGUCAUCGGUGAACGAACUGCUGAUUGCUCCCUUGACAGAAGCGGUCUCGAAGGAACGGGGAAGCUUGAUCAUGUCCGAUACGCUUGUUGACGUGAAGAAUAGGGUGAACGUUGGAGGCCUUGAUGCCAUGUUCACGUUCCGGGCGUCAGAUGCGAAAAUCCAAAACUUGGAUACAAUGGGCGCACCCAUUGACCUUCUGGCCCCCGUUGCGCAGGAAACGAAUCUAUUGAACAACACAGCAAGCAUUGGUGUUGUGAACGAUCGCCCGCUCAGAGCCAGCAUUCGGCUGCUUCUGGGACUUGAAGGCGAUGAAAACACGCAACUUCGCAACGACCUGGAGCUAACAAUGGACCUACAUACAGCCACUCUCGUCCUCACUGCUCUGCUCAAGGUCGCCGCAAACGAAUUCGCAGAAUUUCCCAUCGGUGAUAUUCUAAAUUCCGAUUGCUGGUUGGCAAAAAUGCCCGCACCUUCACUUGAUAAGUACGGGUUCCGGGCUGAGAAUGCGGAACCCUCUGCUGCAGUGUCAGAGAUUGAAGCAGCUCUGUCAAAAAUGAACCUCAGAGCCGACUGCUACUCUUGUACAAGUCCUGGCCUCCGAGAUUUCGACACAGAGGGAUCAAAAGAUAUUGACAAGGUCGCGAACCGUGUUUUCGACUAUGCUGCGGAUGUGCUUGGUGGCAGGUUCUUGCAAACCCAAAUUGAUCGGGCCUUGAACCAUGCUGCGAAGCGAUGUCCUCAUGAUUCGGACUAUGAACCAAAUUUUGUACUUCCCAAGUACGAAACCUUUGAGCAGGAACCCGAAACAUCGUCUACAACCGUUCUCCUGAUGAUCUUGAUUGCGACGGCAAUUACAAUUGCUGUCCUCGCUCUCAUUGUCUUGGCUCGACUUUGCUUUGUUCGAGCAAGGCACCGACGGCUGCUCAAGUCGCUGCCGGACAGACAGCUGUAUUUGCUUCAAAAAGAACAGGAGAGCGAAGACAAGCGCGAAAGGGAGCUAAAUGCUGUGACAAGCUCACUGUUUGCAAGCACUGCGACAAUUCCAGCGUUCGUUCGCUUCGUGGUGCCUGUGGUUAUCCUGGGAAACAUCGGAUUCUUUCUCAGUGGACAUCUCAGCCUUGGAGCGACGGUGAACAUCCAUGUGCAGCUUGCAGGACAGGUCAUCCGCAUUGACGAGUUCUUUUCUUUCAGCAUGGUGCAGAGCACCAUCGACAUUUGGAAUGCCGGUGGCAAAGCUCUUGCGGCCCUCAUUUUUAUUUUUUCUGGGAUUUGGCCAUACACCAAGUCGGUCAUGACGCUAAUGUUGUGGUUCUUGCCUCCUUCAACUGUGUCAAUGACAACACGUGGAUCAGUUUUGAUCUGGCUAGACACUUUGGCAAAAUGGUCUAUGAUUGACAUCUUCGUUUUGUUGGUCAGCAUUGCUGGCUUCAGAGUCUCCAUUGUCAGCCCGAACCUUGAUUUCCUCCCAGAGGACUUUUAUGCGGUCGACCUGUUGGUCGUUCCUGCAUGGGGUUUGUAUGCAAACAUGAUUGCUCAGCUCAUUUCCCAAGUUAGCUCUCAUGUCGUUAUCUACUACCAUCGUCGCGUUGUCAACCAAGCGACCCUUGCCCGACGAGCUCUGUUCCGCAAGACUUCACGCUUGCUGGAAAACGAUGAAGAGAAUGUAACCGAUGGCUUCUUGGACGACCGAGAACAAGUAUCUUUGGCCGCAAGUUUCGAAGACGAGAAUUCUCAAGACGCACAACGCCGAGAUCGUCUCUGUUCGCACGCGUUUGUCCGGCCACACAGCAACAACGCCAGGCUGGUUCCUCGUGGAUUCGUGAAUCCCUUCUUGGUCCUUUUGGGCAUUGCUCUCUCGGUUUUGGUUAUCGUUGGGUGUAUUCUUCCCUCUUAUAGUUUGGAGGUUCUUGGUAUUCUUGGAGUCCUGGUGGAGUCUGGAAACCGAUGGGAACAGGCCGUGCAGAAGCACAGUGUGUUGAGCACGACAAAGAUGCUCAUGGACCAAGCUGCCUUUUUGGGUGGCGCUGGGAACUACUUGGGUCUUGGAACGUUGUCCACAUUGCUGGUUGUGACAGUCUUGAUCGUUCCAUUGACCCAGACCUUUGUUUUGCUAGUCCAUUGGUUUGCCCCCAUGACACGAAAAGCCCGGAGCAGGAUGGAGAACUUCCUUGAAGGACUUCAAGCUUGGCAGUAUGUGGAAGUCUACAUAAUUGCCACGGUUGUGGCAACCUGGCAGCUCGGGCCCAUCAGCCAGUUCAUGAUCAAUGCUUACUGCGGGAGUCUCGACAGUACUUUUGACAUGAUGGUGUACUACGGCAUCUUGAACGAAGAGGAUGCUCAAUGUUUCCAAGUGGAGGCCGGCAUUGAAAGCGCUGCUUACAUCCUUGUCGCUAGUGCUGUGUUGUUGGCUGUGCUCAACACCUACAUUGGCAACGCAUCCCGUCAGUAUUUCCGAGACAUCGACAACAAGUCCAAGAAAGAGACAUUCGCGGUGCCCAAGAAUCUGUCAGCAACACUAAACCAUGAUGAAGACAGCAGCUCGGGUCCGGGCCAAAGUGUCUCGCUCAGUGGUGGACGCAGACCUGGCCUGGAGAGCCGUGGAAACAGCUUCAACGACGAAGGACAAUCACUAUUGGAAGCAGAUCCACUAGCACCGCCCUCCACGAAUCUGCAAGAAGAAAACGCGAAACGAUCUGAUCCUCUGGCACCACCAGAAGACGACGGCAACACGCCCAGCUGGCGGCGAGGAGACGCACUCAAAAAGAUCCAUCCAGUCCCAGUACUCUUUUCGGACAAGUUCCGCUGGACGCUUGUGCAAAGCGUUCACGAUACAGUUGCGUCUGACACUAGCAACGGUGAUCCAUCUAUGGCCAACAUCAAUGACAGCACUGACUCUCCCAGCGAAGAGGAGGCUCGGUCAUUGUUGAAGGGCGAUUUUCCUGAUCCAGUCCCCAGCGCAGCACCUUCCAGCCGCGACGACAACAGUCUUAAAGAUGGUUUUGAAGAAGUCGAGCUGGGCGAAAUGGAAUACGGGCAGAUGGAAUACGUGGAGAAUGACGACAGCGACGACGACGAGGACUUCAAGUUCAAGGACGAAGUCGUCAAGGUCAGUGACCUCGAUGAGGGAUGGGAAAGUGAAAGUGAUGACGGCGUGCACGAUGCGGUCUCAGAAAUGGGCAACACCCAUGCCAUGAGCAUCGACGACACGACCAACCACGAAUCGACAGCGUUCAGCCUGAACACCAGUCCAAGCGACGAUGUUCAGAGUAGUGCAUAUGGAACCCACCGAGACGAGUCCAAUGAUUCGGUCUUGUUGGAUUCGAACACGGACGAUGCCUUUUCCGCUGUUUCCGAUGACCCAGGCAUUCCCCAGCUUCGGUCGGAACUUGCCGACUUCGACCGUCAAAUUUCGAACGACCCCGACGAACUGGACAGACGAUUGGCUGGGGGCCAUGAUGUAGAUGACGAUGGUGCCACGCAACCCAGCUCAGUGUUUGUUCAAGAUGAUACCACAGCGCGAGAAAGCAAUAGAUUCGAAGACGAGGUGCAAACUGCCAACGACAGUAGCGAAGGUGAUUACAGCUUUGAGACGGCUACUAAUACUGGAACUGAAGAAGAGAUUGUUGUGCAGACCGUGGAUGAUCCUCAGCCGAUCAGGCUGCAGCCAAGAAGGGCUUCAGGCUUUCCCGACAACAACUUUCGAGGAUCCAUUAACCAGGGCGGCCAGGGCAACAGCAAACUUCAGGAUGCUUUCAUGUCCUAA
This is a messenger RNA of Seminavis robusta, 7995 nucleotides long. The record is from the annotation of a GenBank genome assembly. Lineage: Eukaryota; Bacillariophyta; Bacillariophyceae; Naviculales; Naviculaceae.